This is a messenger RNA of Penicillium malachiteum, 2004 nucleotides long. RefSeq names its product pentatricopeptide repeat protein. Lineage: Eukaryota; Fungi; Ascomycota; Eurotiomycetes; Eurotiales; Aspergillaceae. Gene Ontology annotation, molecular function: protein binding. The coding region runs from base 1 to 2004 and encodes 667 amino acids. The transcript has a single exon. The record is from RefSeq and is a predicted model, not a curated record.
AUGGCCGGUCGUUUGGUUGGCCCAAUGAAGAUCGCGGUCGAAACCGAAGCACAAAACAGAUUAAUUACGGAGGAUCAGAUGAAAAUGGCAAUGACAAUCCGGGCGAAUUCUCUGUACUCUCGACCGCUGGCCCUCGUCCAGUGGAAAGCCAUGUACAAGGAGGUCUAUAAAGCCAAACACUACCAGCGUGAAAUUGAAAACAAACGUGUCAUGAUGGCUCUAGGAAAAGAAGGAGAGGCGCUCCUUGCAAAGUUACAAGAAGAUUGCCAUGGUAAAUUUCGAAACAAGUGGCGACGCAUGUCCUGGCAAGAGAGGGGCUUUGCCUGGCAACGUUUAGCCAUCUGGCUGAUGCAGAAUGAUCCGAAACUGCUGAUGGAGUUUCUUAUCGUCACGAUAGAGGACCAGAGGAGACCAAAUUUCACCAUGCUUAUCGAUUGUCUGUUGUAUUUGGAUCGUUUCCAUUAUGCGGACUGGCUGCAGGAUUGGAGGUACGGUACCUGGACUUACCAGUCCUUUAUCGAAUUAGUCCUUCAUCCAGAUUACUGGCCCAUACUCUCACUACCUCAUAAAGGUAUACGUUUGUAUAUCCGCCGUGCAAGAUCCGAAGCCGUGCUUUUGGGCUUUGAAACUGUCCAAAAAAGAAACAUCACGAUGAGACCUGAAACCGCACUCUGCUUCAUGUGGCGAUUUACCGAGUUCAAGGACGUGGAUAGAGCGCUCCAGGCACUGGAAUUUAUCCCCAAACUUGAAGACCCUGAUUUCGAUCUGAACUCAGAAGGCGUGAACCGACAUUGCUGCAAGCUUCUCACUCUAGAUACCGUCGAAGACAAUGCAGGCGAGCGCAACUUCAAGAUUCUGCCGCGACUUUUGGAGAUGGGGGUUAAACCAGACCGGGAUAUGCUCAACGUUGUCCUUUCUAAUGCCUUCAAAGCGGAUCAUCAGUUGGGAGGAGAUAUUCUUCACUUCAUGAAGAGCCAUAACUACAAACUUGACUCCUACAGCUACCUCACACUUUUGAAUGACGCUGUCACUCGUGGGGACCGCGCUCGCAUUGAGGCCUUCGUACGUGAAAUUACAGCGCAAGAAGAUCUACGCAAGAAUCCUUGGAUUGCCAGCAAGAUAUUCCAUUCGCAUUACAUUUUUACCGUCAAGCACAUGGAUGCCGAUGCCGACCCUUCAGGCAUAUUCUAUUCAAUGCUUGACAUUUAUAACAACGUCCACGAUAUCAUCCCUCUCAGAGAGCUUACUGUCGUCCCUCCCCGUUAUGUAACUCGGUCUGGGGAUGACAAAAUUCCUCCCUCCCCAGUCGCCUUGUAUCUCAUUCUGGCUACUUAUUUCCGCUGUCAGAACCGUCUGUUGAAUGUACAGCGCAUUUACGGGCGUUUCCGUGAACUUGCCGCUGAGGGCCAUCCUUCCAUUGCUCCUUUGGUGGAGACUGACCACACCUAUAAUGAAUUCCUCAUCGCCUUCCGCAACAGUCCUCGUGGCUUAAGAUCAUGUGUGCAACUUGUUGAAGAUAUGCUCCACUCCUCAAAUAUCAUAGACCAGAAUGGCAAGGCCAUCAUCGCGGCGAAACCCACUGUGCGCACCUGGACCUUGCUUAUGAGUGCUUUCAUCUACAACAGGCAACCUAGUGGAGCAAGCAAAAUCCGAGAGAUGAUGGAUAAGCAUCAUGUCAGGUUCAACGACGUGACAUGGAAUCACAUCAUCAAUGGCUAUGCCAACGCCCAGAAAAUCCCCGAGACAGCGCGUGCGAUUCAAGAGAUGGAGAGCGCUGGGUUCUCUAUCGAUCCCUACACAAUGAAGAGCCUGCGUUAUCUUCGUGAUCCUGAGCGACUUUGGGUAGCCAUUGAAGAGCUGGAUGAGAGUGCUUCUAAGGUGCCUCAAGCUGUUGUCACUCUCUCGGACUCUGAGUCACCUGCUGCUGGCAAAAAGCAGCAGUAUGAACAGCUCAUUGAGGACGGACUGGAGAAGUUGGGCACCAAGCUGAAGCCCAAACUGUGA